Messenger RNA from Cladophialophora immunda, 3198 nucleotides. RefSeq lists its product as uncharacterized. Gene Ontology annotation, biological process: intracellular protein transport; vesicle-mediated transport; endosomal vesicle fusion. The record is from RefSeq and is a predicted model, not a curated record. The coding region runs from base 75 to 3128 and encodes 1017 amino acids. Gene Ontology annotation, cellular component: fungal-type vacuole membrane; cytoplasm. The transcript has 2 exons. NCBI's taxonomy places the organism in Eukaryota, Fungi, Ascomycota, Eurotiomycetes, Chaetothyriales, Herpotrichiellaceae.
CUGUGCCCUGUCUCGACCACUUUGGUUCAUCUGCCAGGAAAGCGUCUUGCGCUGGACGCUAGAUCCGUUUAUCCAUGCUCUCAGCAUUCACGGCUCAGCCCAUUGUCGAGCUGAAGCAGCGCGACAAGUCAAAGAUCGAGUCGAUAUUGUCUCACAGCGACCAGCUGCUUGUUGGCCUCAACACGGGCGCACUCCGCAUUUACAGAAUCAAAAGUCCUCCGUCGCGUCCUACUGAUUCUGACGACGAUCAUGAAGAGCAUAGGGCCACUACCGAAAGGCAAACCGCGACGCCUAAGCCUUCUGAACUGCUUCGGGAGUACGAGAAGUUUUCGAGGUACAAGAUCGAACAACUAGCUGUUUUCCGCGAAGCCAACAUCCUGAUAUCUCUGAGCAACGGUCUUGUCUCAAUUCAUGACCUGGGCACCUACGAACUCAAUGAACAACUCACAAAAACUAAAGGAGCUAGCACCUUUGCCGCCACAAGCAACAUUGUCAAGGAUUCCUCAACUGGUGUGCCUACCCUGGUCAGCAGGUUAGCAGUUGCGGUCAAGAGAAGGUUGCUUAUCUGGACAUGGCACGAUGGAGAGCUCGACGGCGAUGCUGCUGAGGUUGCGUUGUCACACAGCAUCAAAUGCUUGACCUGGGCAACGGGUACGAAAGUUAUUGCUGGGCUGAGUGCAAACUAUGUCCUUGUCGACGUUGAAUCUCACGAGGUGAAGGACAUUAUUGGCCCUGGUAGUAUUGGUGGUGGUUCUGGCCAAGAAAGCAGUAGAUUGGGAGGUACAAUGAGCUAUAUCGGCAUGGGGUCGAUAGUCCCGGCACCACUUGCAACGGGACUCGGAGAAAACGAAAUGCUGCUGGCAAAAGAUGUCAACACCCUCUUCAUCGACCGCAACGGAGAUCCAAUACCUCGACGUCAGGUUCCGUGGCGCACGGCUCCGCAUGCCGUCGGGUAUUCAUACCCUUACCUCCUCGCUUUGCAGGAAGCUACAAAAGGCGUACUGGAAGUCCGCAACCCCCAAACGCUCACUUUACUUCAAUCAAUUGAUCUUCCUGGUGCGGUAUUACUUCAGGUCCCGAACCCGAACAUCAGUCUUGCCCAUCAAGGGAAAGGAUUUCUGGUCGCCAGUGAGCGCAUCGUCUGGAGGAUGCAGGGGUUGAAUUAUAAUGCCCAAAUUGAUGCUUUGGUCGAAGCCAGUCAACUAGAUGAGGCAAUCAGUUUGUUGGAGAUGAUAGAAGAGACCCUCAUCAAAAACAAAGCUGGGCGCUUGCGGGAGAUCAAAAUGCAGAAGGCCCAGCGCCUUUUCGAUGAAAAGAAAUUCAGAGACGCGCUUGACCUGUUCGGUGAGGUCUCUGCACCUCCUGAACGGGUGAUAAAGCUAUAUCCCGCAGUCAUUGCAGGUGACCUUGCGGAUGAGGAACGCGGUGCUGCCGUGGGAAGCGAAACGGAGCCAAAGGCCGACGAAAGCCCUCGGAAAUCGCCUAGAAAGUCAGACGUUGCCUCUAGUCCUACGAAAAAGACAAAGGCCAUUCCCUCAGAGGCUGAUACAGCAAGCAUACAGAGCAUGAAAACCGCAGAUCGCACAGGAGGUGAAGGCCUUUCGGAAAAAGAACUCAAAACCGCUGCCCGAGAGCUCCAGGCAUUCCUUGCCGACGUCCGCCGCCGCCUACAACGAUUCUUCAACCCGGACCAGACAGUACGCAGUCUAUCUGAAGUCCAAAUCGCAGCCCAAUCCGAGGAUAUCCGGCAGAUCACAGAACAUCUUCUUGGACUGCCUACGCUAGAUGACGUUGACCUUGCCGACAAACUGCUGGAUGUGGCCAAACUCGUUGACACCACCCUUUUCCGCGCUCAUAUGUACGCCACACCCUCGCUCGCUGGGUCACUGUUCCGGAUACCCAACUUCUGCGAUCCUGAGGUUGUAAUGGCGAAGUUGGAAGAGACGGAACGGUACAAUGAUCUGAUCGAGUUUCUAUAUGGGAAACGAUUGCACCGACAAGCAUUGGAGAGACUGAAAAAGUUUGGGCAAACCGAGAAGACCGAAGACAUCGAUCCACAGCUGCAUGGACCAGCAAGGACGGUCUCAUACCUUCAAAACCUGGGGCCGGAUCUGAUUGAUAUGAUACUAGAGUUUGCCAGGUGGCCACUGGAGACGGAUCCAGAAAUGGCGAUGGAGAUCUUUUUGGGCGACACGGAGAACGCAGAGUCACUUCCGCGUGAGAAAGUUCUCGCAUUUCUCGAGUCAAUCGACAUAGACCUAGCGUUGCGGUAUCUUGAACACGUGGUGGACGAACUGGACGAUCUAACCCCUGAACUGCACCAACGCCUGGCCACGCUCUAUCUUGAGCGCUUGAAGGACUCGACCGCACCGAACCGAGACGAUCUGCUUGAUAAAUUCCUAACAUUGCUGAGGACAUCUGAUCAGUACUCACCCGCAAAAACCCUGGGAUUACUCCCUCGCGAUGAUCCAACGUUCUAUGAAGCACGGGCCAUCGUCUUUAGUAAGAUGGGCAACCACAAGCAAGCUCUGGAAAUCUAUGUCUUUAGAUUACACAACCCUGGCAAAGCGGAGGAAUAUUGCAAUCAAACGCAUCUGGAGACAACCGGCAAAUACUCCAGCAAGUUGGCUUCUCGUAAGAGACCUUCAACGACCGACCCCGUCGAUGAAGAGCCAUCAAUCUAUCAUAUCCUCCUAAACCUCUACCUGAAUCCGCCGAAAGGGGAGCAGGCAUUAUUCGGACCAGCCAUUGAGUUGAUGGCCCGACACGGACCCAGGCUGCCGGCAAGUUCGACGUUGGAGUUGAUCCCUGAAGACUUGCUGGUGAAAGAGCUAGAAUUUUACUUCCGUGGAAGAAUACGGAAUGCCAAUACUAUCAUGAACGAGUCGAUGAUAGUCUCUGGGUUGAGAAAGGUGGACGCCGUUCGAGUUCAGGCCGCUUUGCUCCUUGGGGAGGGUGCCCAGUCAGGCGGUCGAGGGAGAAAAGUGAGGAUCGAUGAGGAUCGAGUUUGUGGUGUCUGCUAUAAGCGACUUGGUGGCAGCGUGAUCAGUGUGUUUCCGGACAAUUCCGUCGUGCACCUCGGAUGUGCAGUGCGCAAGCAAAGUGAGAUUGCGGCCAAGGUGGUCUAACGGAGUGAUGUCCAUAAGCUAGUGAUUUUAUGAUACCCAUGAGCGAUUUCUGUUCUCAUGUCUCAUCCUG